Messenger RNA from Selaginella moellendorffii, 1579 nucleotides. RefSeq names its product auxin transporter-like protein 3. Bases 29 to 1504 code for a protein of 491 amino acids. Gene Ontology annotation, cellular component: plasma membrane. The transcript is spliced from 7 exons. Lineage: Eukaryota; Viridiplantae; Streptophyta; Lycopodiopsida; Selaginellales; Selaginellaceae. The record is from RefSeq and is a predicted model, not a curated record.
UCACGCGCGCUUGACAGCAUUUCAAAGGAUGAGCUCCACCUCCAAUGCCUCUGGGAGCGCUGGGAACCAAAGAAACAGCGACCCAGAGAACCCACUGUUGCUUCCAUCCAGGAAAGGAUUUAGCGCUCGCGAUGAGAUUGCGAGAGUGUUCUUCAGAGGUGGAUCCUCGUUUGAUGCGUGGCUUACUGCUUGCACAGCACAGGUCGCCCAAGUUCUCCUCACGCUCCCUUACUCUUUUGCUCAAAUGGGAAUGGUGCCGGGUAUACUGUUCCAGCUCGUGUAUGGGCUUCUCGGGUGCUGGAGCUGUUAUAUGACCACCAGCCUGUACGCCGACUAUGUUAGAAUUCUCGACAGGCAAAACUCUCGCCGAGAUGACCACAUUAUCCAGUGGUAUGAAGUUUUGGGAGGCCUCCUGGGAAAAGGAUGGAAAAUGGCCGGCUUGGCAUCUAACUGCAUCCUUCUUCUUUGUACUGCAACGAUCCAGCUUAUAGCUUGCGGAAGCACCGUUUGGUAUAUCAAUGAUAGUUUUGAGAAAAGAACAUGGACAUACAUCUUUGGAGCCGGCUGCUUCCUCACGGUUUUUGUUCCAACAGCUCGCAAUUACCGGCUGUGGGCGUUUGUAGGAAUCUUCAUGACGACUUACACAGCUUGGUUUAUGACAAUCUCUGCUGUAAUUCAUGGCAAAGUAAGCGUCCAAUCUUCUUCUUCUUCCCUCCCUUCUAGUGUAAUCGAUCUACAGGUAGAAAACGUCGAGCAUUCUGGUGCAAAAAGCUCGGUCCAAUACUUCACAGGAGGCACAAACAUUCUCUACGCAUUUGGAGGUCACGCAGUCACGCUAGAGAUCAUGGAUGCAAUGCACAAGCCAAGAAGCUUCAAGAUUGUCUACCUCUGUGCCGUGCUCUACAUUUUUACCCUCACAAUACCUUCGGCGGCGAGCGUCUACUGGCGCUUUGGCGACGCAAUGCUCCACAAUCCAAACGCACUGGCCGUCUUCCCCCGCACGAGAUUCAGGGACGCCGCCGUCGUCCUCAUGCUCGCGCACCAGUUUAUCGAGUUUGGGGUUCUUGCGUUGCCCAUCUUCGUGAUGUGGGAGAAGCUCCUGGGCGUCCAUCACUCCAAGAAGCACUACAUUGUCAAAUCCCUGUCGAGAAUUCCAAUCGUGCUCGUCAUAUGGUUCAUCGCGAUCAUGAUCCCAUUCUUCGGGCCGAUCAACUCUGUCGUGGGCGCGCUGCUCGCAAGCGUUGCCGUCUACAUCCUUCCUUGCGUCGCGUUCAUGUAUGCAAGGCAAGCCCCCGAAUCACGAAAGGGCGCCUUGGAGCAGCCACCCUGCUGGCUCUUGAGGAGCUGGGUGCCCAUGUACUGCAUCAACCUUGGAUCGGUGCUGUGGGUCGCGAUCGUGGGCGUGGGAUUUGGGGGAUGGGCGAGCGUCAGCAAUCUAAUGGAGAAGAUCAGCAGCUUUGGAUUCUUCGCAAGGUGCUAUCAAUGCAAUAGCACAAGGCACUGAAUCCGAUGAUCAAAUGCUCUGGGUCUCCAAGCGGCGACCGCAGCGAUAUCUUCUAACAUGUCGGCGAUUCUCUCU